This is a messenger RNA of Monopterus albus (swamp eel), 1786 nucleotides long. It is a transcript of the gene cpb1, whose product is annotated as carboxypeptidase B1 (tissue). Gene Ontology annotation, biological process: proteolysis. Bases 296 to 1606 code for a protein of 436 amino acids. The record is from RefSeq and is a predicted model, not a curated record. The transcript is spliced from 11 exons. Gene Ontology annotation, molecular function: zinc ion binding; metallocarboxypeptidase activity. NCBI's taxonomy places the organism in Eukaryota, Metazoa, Chordata, Actinopteri, Synbranchiformes, Synbranchidae.
ACAGUUUGUAAAUAUAUGAAUAAAAUGAAAAAAGCAUGGCCCUAAGUUUUUUCUUAUUACCCUGUUACAAAUCAUACAAAUUUGUCACAAAUAUGUGUCAUUAGUUAACAAAUCAUACAGAAAUAACAGCUGAUCUGAGUAAUUACUAGGAAUCAAAAUCAAGUGACCUUGGCUGAAUAUUUCCACAAGCACCUUCAUGUUAAUCAUCGACUAUAGCUGCAUCAUGUAGGCCCACACUCCUCCAUACAGCACCCAAAAAUGGCAGGUGCUCAGUACAUGAUCCAGGGAUUGGUGGAUGGGCAGCAAGUCAAAGCUUAUAAGUGCUGUCCCAGGCCAGAUCAGCUUCACUGCCAACAUGAAGGUCCUCCUGCUUUUUGGAUUGGUGGCUGUCGCCCUGGCUGACAUUGCACGCUUUGAGGGAGAUCAACUCCUCCGUCUGAAGCCUGCGCUUGACGAUCAUGUGAUGCUCAUUAAGGAGCUGGCUAACAGCAUCCAGGUCGAUUUCUGGAGGCCAGAGAGCCCUGAGCUGGUGAAAGUAAACAGCGAGGUGGAUAUCCGUGUGCCUGCCAUGUACAUUGAUAUGGUGUACACCAUCCUGCAGCAGAAUGACAUGGAGCAUGAGGUCCUUAUCGUGAAUCUACAGACUGCUGUUGAUGCCCAGAAUGACAACAAGCCUUCUCCCAGAACCCACAGCUACACCAAGUACAACAGCUGGGACAAAAUCCAGUCAUGGAUUGCCUCCAUCUCAUCCUCCAAUCCUGGUUUAAUCAGCAAGCAGGUGAUUGGAAGCACCUAUGAGGGACGCCCUAUGACUCUCCUCAAGCUUGGUAAGAUGUCCAGCUCCACCAAGCCUGCUAUCUUUAUGGACUGUGGUAUUCAUGCUAGAGAGUGGAUCUCUCCUGCUUUCUGCCAGUGGUUUGUCAUGGAGGCCCUGUCCACAUACGGCACUGAUGCUCAGAUGACUAGCCUGCUCGACCAGAUGGACGUCUUUGUUCUGCCCGUCUUUAACAUUGAUGGCUAUGACUACACUCACAAGACCAACAGAAUGUGGAGGAAAACUCGCUCCAGGAACUCUGGAUCCAGCUGCAUUGGAACUGAUCCCAACAGGAACUGGAAUGCUGGAUGGUGUACCGUUGGAGCCUCCAGCAACCCCUGCAGUGACACAUUCUGUGGACAAACCCCUGAGUCUGAGAUCGAGGUCAAGAAUGUUGCUGACUUCAUUCGCAGGAACAAGUCCAUCAUCAAGUCCUACAUCACCGUUCAUUCCUAUUCACAGCUGCUGCUCUUCCCCUACUCCUACACCUAUGACCUGGCGGCAGACCACAGUGAGCUGCUGAAGGUUGCUGAGGGAGCUUCUGUUGCUCUGAAUAGUCUGCAUGGCACCAGAUACACCAUCGGACCUGGUGCUGCAACCAUCUACCUCGCUGCUGGAGGCUCUGAUGACUGGGCCUACGACCUGGGAGUGAAAUAUUCCUACACCUUCGAGUUGCGUGACACUGGUCGUUAUGGCUUCCUGCUGCCCGAGUCUCAGAUCAAGCCCACGUGCGAGGAGACCAUGCUGGCUGUCAAGUACAUCGCCGCCUACGUGCAGAAGAACCUCUAUUAAAGAGGAAACUGCCAGGACCCCUGCCAAUUCAGAUCCUCUGUACCAGUCUCUAGCCUCUCCAACCUCUCAGCCAUCUCUAGUCCGUAUCCAUGGAUACGGGCACCACCCGGCACGUUUCCUGGCUGUGCUUGACAGAGUGUCUAGAUGAGUGCAAACAAUAAAAUCAAUGAUCCAUCCCCA